CUCAUCACCAGCUCUGCAGUGUUUCUGGUGGUGAAGAAAAGACUCCGUCCUGCUGCUGUGGCUGCGCCUUCAUGUUUGACGUCCACCUGGGCAGGUCAUCUCCUCGUGGUUCUUGAGAGGACGUCAGGUUACACCCUCAGCCUUCAUGGAGGUGAAACUGAGUGUGGACGCGACAGAUGAGCUGAUAAUGUCCAGAUGACACAAGCCCCGCCCACAUGUGAUGCAAACAUAGCUCUACUAACUGCUCCACACCAACACCUCUCCCCUCCCCCAUGCCAAGAAGCUCUGCAUCGACCAUGUUGACCAAGAGGAAGCUGUGGGUCAUCGUGGUGAUUGCCGCCAUCAUCUUCCUCAUGCUUGCCACUCAGACGAUGCACCGGAGACAUUUCUCCGUGUCGUCAGUCAGCCAAGUUGAGCUCAACACCGAAGAAACUGUCAGAGAAGCAGGUGCUCUUCCUAAAGUUGGCCCUCAAGCUGUCACAGACAUCGAUCAAGCCUCGUACGAAAAGGAAAAACCUGAGGAAAUGGUGGAUGAGAAAGCAGAAGGGGAGGACAACGCUGACUUGCUCGAGGAGAAUGAGAGGCCUUGUGGCUGUCCAAAUUCCUGCAUGUCGGACGUGGACGGGUUCGAUUGGUUCGGAAAGCGCUAUGAUCCCAACCAGGAACCUAUUGUGCGAGAAACCAACAAUUUUGAACCCGAAGCCCUCAAGUGGUGGCUGGGUCUGCAGCGGUCCGGCAACGAUCAAACCAUCCAUGAAGUCAUAGAUAAGAUGUUCACAGUCAUCUCUCCGCCCACUGUUGAGUUCAAACCCGAGCCCAGUCGCUGUCGAGACUGUGCCGUGGUGGGAAACUCGGGGAACCUUCUGGGCUCCGGAAACGGAAAACUGAUCAACUCCUUCAGCUCCAUUAUUCGGAUGAACAAGGCAGUGACCCGAGGGUUCGAAAGUGACGUUGGCAAUCGCACUACUUACCACAUCAUGUACCCCGAGAGCGCGAUUGACCUGGAGCCUGGCGUCAGUCUGGUGCUUCUGCCUUUCAAGUUGAGAGACCUGGAGUGGCUGACCAGCGCUCUGUCCACCGGCGAGAUCCAUACGACCUACAUGAGGGUCAAGAAUUUGGUGAAGGCAGAUAAAGACAAGGUUCUGGUGGUGAACCCGGAAUUCUUCAAGUACGUGAAUGACCGUUGGACGGAGCGCCAUGGUCGGUACCCGUCCACAGGGAUGCUGGCGCUCAUCUACGCGCUGCACGUCUGCGACCAGGUCUCCGUCUUCGGUUACGGCGCGGACAAGCUGGGGAACUGGCACCACUACUGGGAGCAGAACCGGAACGCCGGAGCCUUCAGGAAGACUGGCGUCCACAGCGGCGACUACGAAAACCAAGUCAUCCAGCAGCUGGCCAAGAACGGGAAGAUUGACCUGCACCUGUGACGUGUCCCUCCCGCCUACAGACCGACCCAGACAAUCCAACCCAUGACCACCGACUCUGGAGGCUCAAACUCCUGUAGUUUUGCACAUCAACGCUCACACGUCUGCCUUGAGUCUCCAGAGUUGCCUUGACCACCUGUGAAGCCUGAGCUGGACUUCUCGGCCCCUCCACUGUUUAAGGACCCUCUUGCCAUCAGUGACUGCGAGGAGCAACCACCAAAAACUGAGCGGGAAGCAACCACACCUUUUUAUGUAGAACUCCUUUUAUAGAGGUUUGACAGGGAUAACAACCCUCCUUUUCCUGUAUGAGCACUUUCGCUGAAACCAUGGCCUUAUUCUUCUGCCUGUGUCCAGAGCGCUGAAAUCCAUCCACAGUUUUUCCUCCUUUGAAUAUCAUAGAGUUUUGUAUGUAUCAGCCACGCUUCAGGACAAGCCUUCGUGCUCAGGGUUGCCCAUCUUUUGCGGGCCGAGCAAAUGCCAUCUCUGAACCCUGAAACACUAUGUGUGUGCUUAAUAUCGUCCAACUAAGUGCACCCUCUUCCUGGAGUUGCCAUUUUCGAAGCGUGUCAUUUCGCACAACUGAUGUGAUCUUGUUCAAUCGGAACCUCUGCUCACCCAGCUAGAAGCGUCAGUUCCAAAGCAGCACUUUCGACGUCCAUCUCUGUGUCUUUCCUCGCCUUGUUGUCAUCCGGCCCGUACUUCGUUCAGCUUUAAUGGAAACGUACGAAACAAACGUAGCUAGGUUUGAGACCUCGACUCGCCACGAAUGACACCGCAGCGCCUUUUCACCAAACACUCGUGUUUGCAACCAAAAUGCAACCAAAAAGAGAUUGACCGCUUGCUGUUAAGAGUUGCUACUGUGAAUGUACGAACCGACUGACCGAUCAGAGAAGCCGACGUGCUAAAGAUGAUGCCUUUAAUUUGCAGGAAAUCUGCAAAUGAACUUUAUAUAGCUGGAUGUUUUAGUAGUUUACCGGGGUGAUGGGUGUUUUCUUUUAUUGUGCACUAUUCUAACUAAACAAAGGGAACAAGGUUGGGAAGAGAUGACCCCAUCUGUUGAGCAGUAGAGUGAUGCGACGGUGGAUCGCUUUCACUGCUACCAUCGAGUUAUUUUCGCUGUGUGGUAAACCCAGCUUUUUAUAUUUGGAUGAUGCAGAGUUGUGUUUUGUUUUAUUUGUGUGUGUGUGUAUAUGUUUAGCUCUGAUUGCCAAAUCAUUUUACUUGUCUGGUUGAGGUGUUUUUUUUAGCAUUGAUGCGACUUAGAGGAUGGAACUGGGCGCCACAUGCCGUUUAUAUCAACACUAAUAAAUGUGUGUCAAUCUAUCCCUGUUUGUCUCAGCGCAGGACAAAAAAAAUUGGCUCACUCUUUGCAAAUGUCCUGCGUCGCACAUGGCUUCCGGCAUCCAGGCUAGCCAGGGCAGGCCGUUGACAAUGAAAGAAAAGCUCAUCCAAAGUCUGAGACCAUGUGACUUGAGCAGUACGGCAGUCUGCUGACGUGAGAGUGCUUCUUCUCUUCCUUCUUUCCAUGCGUGUUGCUGCUCAUCAGGUGUUUUAGUAUGGGAUGUCAUGUUGGUGUCUUGGUCCAUAUUUUUUCUUUUCCUCUCCAUGAACUGAAAGUUUCUUUGGCCGUACGCCCAGUUAGACUUUUCUCAUCAAGGACCUUUAGCGCCCCUGCAGGACAGGAGAGGAACUACAACGCAUUUUGUGUCAGAAGUGAACCGACGGGGUUUACUUGUUUUAAUCUCACAAACCUUCCGCCAAUCAUUUGUAACCAGACUUAAAAAAGAAAAUCACUGAAAUCCUCAAAUUAAUAAAGUUAAAAAACCACCAGACUUGAACUGUUUUUUUUUUUUAUUAAAUUUGCGAGACAAUCAGAGCCAGAGUUUCAGUUUUCAUCUUCCAUGUAUUUAUUUAUUUACUGGCAGUGAGUGACUGAUGACAGAAAUCACACCCUGAAUUACAUUUGUGUGUUUUGUCUCUAAGUUGCAUCGUUUAUUGCUUUUUAGUUGGAUGUCUUGGCUGGAACAUGAGAACCAUUUUUUUUAAUUCCUGAAUUCCGUCCCGUAGACUUAGACAUAGAAGGGACGGAUGCACUUUGAAAUUCAUUGGCCGUCAUGAAUGACUGGGAGGCGCUACUGCUCUCCUGGUGCACGACUGUAUUCUGAGGGUACAUUUCCAGCCAAGACUAAUACAUGAACAAAAACAGCAGGAAUCAUUUUCUUCAUUGUGAUUUAAACAUUUAAGAUAAAGUCCACAAACACUCAACAAUUCAGAAGUAGCUGGUCCAUAGCGGAACAUGAUGAUUUUUUUUUUUAAUAUUCUUUUUGCAUUCCAGGAUGUUGGAUGUAGAGUUAGCACCUCAGUCGUGAUCCGGCGUGACCCGGAGUCCACUUGUGGUGGCAGUCGUGUCACAUAUAAAUUGUUUUGUGACAAAAGACACCUGAACUAAAGUUUGUCCUUUGGUAGCCCACAAUCCUUUGUGCUUACUAAGGCAUGCGAAACAGGUCUACGGUGCUGGUAUGUGUCGGCGUCUCUGUACAUUCACAGAUGCGUAACAUGAUGCGAAGCAAAAAUAAAACGUUUCAUUUUCA
This is a messenger RNA of Synchiropus splendidus (mandarinfish), 4015 nucleotides long. RefSeq names its product ST3 beta-galactoside alpha-2,3-sialyltransferase 8 (gene st3gal8). The coding region runs from base 273 to 1427 and encodes 384 amino acids. The transcript is spliced from 9 exons. Gene Ontology annotation, molecular function: beta-galactoside (CMP) alpha-2,3-sialyltransferase activity. The record is from RefSeq and is a predicted model, not a curated record. NCBI's taxonomy places the organism in Eukaryota, Metazoa, Chordata, Actinopteri, Syngnathiformes, Callionymidae.